GAGCUUGUGUGAUUUUAUCCACUUAAUUGGGUCCUACCUUGCCCACGUCUCUUUUUAGUUCUUGUUUUGUUUAAUAUUUUUUUGGGUUCUUUUGUUAGCUUUUUUGAUGUUGUGGAAUUCCAAAGCAACCCUCUUGUAGCUCUGGUAGAAUCUAUCUUUUUAUAUACGCCAAUAUCUGUCUAUCUAUCUAUCUAUCUAUCUAUCUAUCUCUCUUUUGUGCUUCUUUUUAAUUUUGCUUUCUUACCUCACAUUACAUUCUGUGUUGCCUCCACCUCCUCAUUUCUAUCCAUAUUUGCUUUUUGUUGAUGGAUUCUUGAUUUUGGGUGAUUCUCUGAGUGGGUUCUAAACUUUUCAGCCUGAGGUUUUGAUUUGAUUUCAUCAACUGGGUUGGUUUGUGUUGCUGGUGUUCCCGUUCGUAUGUUCUUGUUGUUGGUUUAAGGUUUUAAGCCACAGGAUUUGUUUCUUUGAGGUGGGUUGAUAUUUGAGCGCUGUGAAUUUGGGAAACUUUGUUGGGUGUUGAUGGGAUUGUGUUUGUGAUUUUGGUGGAAGAAAUUGUGGUUUUAGAGAGUUGAAUUUGCGGUGAAGGACUAGAAGAGGAGUGAAGAGAAUGAGAGGAGGAAAAGAUGAGAUAAAGGUGACUAGUCCUAUGUUUCCAAGGCUUCAUGUGAAUGAUACAGAGAAAGGAGGGCCGAGGGCGCCUCCGAGGAACAAAAUGGCUCUUUAUGAACAGCUCAGUGUUCCUUCUCAAAGGUUAGGUUCUGGAUCAGCAUCCAUGUUGCCUCUUCCACCUAGCAAUGGCAGUAACUUGGUUCCCUCAAUGUCAUCAAGCAAUGGUGGUGGUCAUGAAAGGAGUGUUUUAAGCCAAUUCUGCAACUCCCCUACACCUCCGUUUAUCUCUGAGAAAAUUCAUUCUUAUUUUUCCAGUGGUAUAAAGCGGAACACUAUGAUGAUAAAUCAAGAAUGGGAAACCAUGACACCUACAAAUUACCAGAGUCUAAAUGCCGCGGGACCAUUGUCAUCAACUGCUCACAGCUCUUCAUUUAAACCAAGUAACUUCUCCAACUUCAGGAAUUUUGCAUUUAAGAGGCUUGGCGAUGAGAAUGAUUUAAGAGUCCCCAGCUCUGCCCAGUUAGGGAUUGCUCCACAGUGUAGAAAUAGUCAACACAGCAAGGAUAAAAAAUAUAAGGUAAAGAAAGGACCUGGCCCUGGAGAUCUGAAUUCUAGAUCUUCUGAGAAAAAUCAAAAUGAAGAGAAUGCAAAAGUUUCUGAGACAAGUCAGGACCCUGAAGGAAGGUCUACUUUAAAGCCAUUGAGUGGAGAUAGGAAUUUAGCAGACACGUCCUCUAGCCUAGUACCUAAAGUUAAGCAUUUAGAAUCAUUAAAGAGAGCGUGUUCAUCUUUGAACCAAGAAAAUAGAAGCAGUUCGAUUGAUAUUUUAAAUGAUUUGCAUGGUACUAAUGCUCGGUUACAUCUAGAGAGUGAGGCUUUGAGGGACGAGAUGGUCCUUAGAGAUGGAAUUUUGAUUGAAACCAUGACAGACAUGGACAAGGAAAAUUGUUCUAAAGUGAGAAAUGAAUCAUGUUUGAGACCAUCACUUGGAGAUAAUAAUAUCAUUCCUUAUGAAAUUGAGAAUUGCAAUGAGUACCUUGAAGAGCAAAAUGGCAUAUCUGUGCAAGUGAGAGAGGUAGACAGACAUGAUGAUGUUUCUAGUACCUCCAUGGUGGAUUCACCAUCAGCUUUGGUUAUUUCCCCUGAUGACAUUGUAGGAUUCAUUGGUGAGAAGCAAUUCUGGAAAGUGAGAAGAGCUAUUAUUAAGAGCCCAGAAGCUUGUGCAACCGGUUCAACAUCCAUGCACAAUGAUCAUAUCAAUGUUUUUCGCCAGCAAAGAGUCUUUGAAGUUCAAGUGUUUGAGUUGCAUAGACUAAUGAAGGUACAAAAAUUGAUUGCCAAAUCACCACAUUUGUUGUCUGAAGAUAACCUCUAUAUAAAAAAACCUUCAUUAAAUGUACCUCAAGUGAAGAGAAUGCGAUCUCAGUAUGAUUUAGAAACAUCACCUCGUAUUGUGAAGGCUAAAGAUCAUUCUGAGAAGCCGGAUCUGAAUGCUGAAUCUGCAGAUGAGAAUGCAGUUGCUAAUCUUCCUCAUUCUUCUGUCAACAAUGACACCAGCAAAGGACUUGGGACCCAACAAUCAAAUUAUUUGGUAAAUGAACCAACAGCAGCUCCAACAAGAAAUAUCAAGCCAUCUCCAUGGUGUUUCCCACCGCCUGGAAAUCAGUGGUUAGUUUCAGUAAUGUCUCCUUCAGAAGGACUUGUCUAUAAGCCCUACACAGGUCCAUGCCCCCCAACUGCAGGAUUUGUGGCACCAAUUUAUGGCAGCUGCGGUCCUAUGAGCUUGAAUCCUGUAAGCGGACACUUCUUGAACACAGCUUAUGGUAUUCCAGCAUUGCACCACCAAGGGUUUGGAAUUCUUCCAGGGAAUACGCCUUUGGAUCAGACAUACUUUCCACCAUAUGACAUGCCACUAAUGAAUCCAUCUGUUUCCAGUUCAGCUGUUGAACAAAUGAGUCCGUUUCCUGCAGCCAGGUCGAAGGAUGAUCAUUUCUCAAUGGUGGACAUUAACUUCAUGAUACCUCAUCAAAGUUCACUUAAUAUGCCAAGCCCGGUCUCUCAUUUUGGAAAAUUUCAGGUUUCAAAAGAAAGUGAGGUACAGGGAAGUACAGCAAGUAGUCCCUGUGAAAGAGCCACCGGGGACGCACUUCCUCUCUUCCCCAUGGAACCAAUAGUUCAAGCAUCUAUUAAUGAUCAAACCUGUGAGAAGCAAACACAGGUGAUUAAAGUUGUACCUCACAACCGUAGAUUAGCAACAGAAUCAGCUGCCCGGAUUUUCCAGUCCAUACAAGAAGAAAGAAAACACUAUGAUUAAUGUAUCUUGCAAUUCACAUUAUAUCUGUUUCUUAUUAGACAUUAUUAAGUGAAACAUAUUAAUCUAUUAGAUAUUCAAUGCUUCUGUAUCAGUAAUCAUAUGUUUACGAAUUACAUUCAGAAGAUGCACAAAGUCUAAAUGAUUGAAAAGGAUCUAUUUUUCUUAGUUAUGUUGGUUCUUCCAAGUUAGUGUUCUACUGUUUCCGGAUACUAUAUUUUUGAAAUGAAAAAGCACUGAACUCAUUGCCUAUGGUUGAAAGCUUUGGCUUUAAA
Molecule: messenger RNA, 3195 nt
Organism: Mangifera indica (mango)
Lineage: Eukaryota; Viridiplantae; Streptophyta; Magnoliopsida; Sapindales; Anacardiaceae
Product: protein HEADING DATE 3B-like
Exons: 5
Coding region: 608-2923 (771 amino acids)
Biological process (GO): regulation of photoperiodism, flowering
Source: RefSeq, a predicted model, not a curated record